CGCAGCUACGGGGAAUACGAGGAAUCCAGCCAAUAGGAAUGUGCAACUGCCGUCCUGUUGGCCAAUCGCGGGGCGUGUGGGGGUUGGCCCGCUUGGCUCUAGCUCCGGGGAUAUGGAGCUGCCAGCGCGAGGGCAUCUUGUCAGGUGGUUGCGGAGCGGGUAAGGCGGCGGGCAGGCAAGAAUCCUAUUCUAAGGACUUGGACACUCAGGCAUCCCCCAUGGUGUUGGGUCCUGAACAGAAGAUGCCAGAUGAUGAUGUUUCUGGAGACCAUGGGGACUCUCCCAGUCUUGGUACCCUCAACCCUGCCUAUAGUACCUCAUCUCUACCCCAGUCCACUGAGCACUCACAGGAGCCCUUUACCACCUACUUUGAUGAGAAGAUCACCAUUCCUGAGGAGGAGGUUAGUGACAAAUCCUUGGAGGAAAACAUUAUUUAGGGAAGACUUAGGAGUGAAAAGUCUGCUGGACAACUUAAGAUCAACAGCCUCAGAUCUAAUUUGGGCAAGCAGUCUCUGAAGACUUUUGUAAUCAGAGUAACUGUUUACAGUAACUGUUCAGGAAAAUGAGGGCCUUGAAAACAGUUGCCACAUUGUACUAGUGAUUAUUUUUUGAUCUAGUAAGUAUGAAUUUCAUGUUCUUUUUUUACCAUGGCUUUUGACCCUUUUGGGUAGUGAUUAGGCACAAGGGUACUGAUACUGUUACUUAGGUUUUAGAAUGAGAGGCUGAUUGAUGGAAAGAGCAGGUAAGGGAAUGGUUCCUAUUUGGACAGAGAAGUGGCCAGUUUAUUGAUAAGAAGUGGGUAAGAUGGGAGUGCCUGGGUGGCUCAUUCAGUUAAGCGUCUGCCUUUG
Molecule: messenger RNA, 848 nt
Organism: Leptonychotes weddellii (Weddell seal)
Lineage: Eukaryota; Metazoa; Chordata; Mammalia; Carnivora; Phocidae
Source: RefSeq, a predicted model, not a curated record